CUAAUUUUCUAUUAACCUUUUCACACUCAAAAACAAGAAGCAGGUGGGGAAAGAUAUUGGAACCAUGGAAUCGAAUGAUAUUAACAGUGUAACUGAUGUUAAAGAUGAAGAAGAUGGUGUUCUUCUUCCAGGGUUUCGAUUUUAUCCCACCGAUGAAGAACUUGUAGAGUUUUAUCUUCGAAGAAAGGUCGAGAACAAACCGAUUAGUAUUGAACUUAUCAAGCAGGCUGAUAUCUACAAGUACGAUCCAUGGGACCUUCCAAAAGGCAGCAACGUAGGGGAGAAGGAGUGGUACUUCUUUUGCAAAAGGGGAAGAAAAUACAGAAAUAGCAUAAGACCCAAUAGAGUGACAGGUUCUGGGUUUUGGAAAGCAACUGGAAUUGAUAAACCAAUCUAUGGAGAAGGCCGUGAUUGCAUUGGCUUAAAGAAAUCACUGGUUUAUUACAGAGGAAGUGCUGGGAAAGGCACCAAAACUGAUUGGAUGAUGCACGAAUUUCGUCUUCCGGCUACUCAUCACAGCAAUACAAAACAACUAAUUGAUAAUCAAUGCACUGCUCAAGAAGCUGAAGUUUGGACACUGUGUAGAAUAUUAAAGAGAAAUGUUUCCUACAAAAAGUGCGUACUAAAUUGGAGAGAAAUGUCUGGUAAGAAGAGUAAUCCAGCGGAUUCAAGCUCCAAAUCAUGCAGCAUGAAAUCUGAUCAAAGCUUUAUCAGUUUCAGUGAUCCUGAUUAUCAGAUCAAGAAACCCUUUUCCAAUCAUGUGGAGAAUAUUGCAAAUCAACAGUUUAUAGGGCACUUCAAUCCAGUAUAUGGUCAAGCACCAUCUUCAAUAUAUUCAACAUCUGUGUGUUCAUCGGACACGAACGAGUUGUCAAGGCAUUCAGACUGGGAGGAUCUUAGAUCGAUCGUGGACUCUGCUAUUUAUCCCUCCUGUUUUUAAAAUGAUUUGCAUAUCUAUGAGUUUAUAAAUUGAAAUAAUUACGU
Messenger RNA from Olea europaea var. sylvestris, 984 nucleotides. Its product is annotated as transcription factor JUNGBRUNNEN 1-like. The coding region runs from base 65 to 940 and encodes 291 amino acids. Gene Ontology annotation, biological process: regulation of DNA-templated transcription. Lineage: Eukaryota; Viridiplantae; Streptophyta; Magnoliopsida; Lamiales; Oleaceae. The record is from RefSeq and is a predicted model, not a curated record. The transcript is spliced from 3 exons. Gene Ontology annotation, molecular function: DNA binding.